Solanum tuberosum (potato) is the source of this 576-nucleotide messenger RNA. RefSeq lists its product as uncharacterized. The record is from RefSeq and is a predicted model, not a curated record. The transcript has a single exon. The coding region runs from base 1 to 576 and encodes 191 amino acids. Lineage: Eukaryota; Viridiplantae; Streptophyta; Magnoliopsida; Solanales; Solanaceae.
AUGGAGAUUAAGCAAAGCAAAAGUGAAGUGUUCAUUUGCCAGAAGAAAUACGCAAAGGAAAUUCUGAAGAAAUUUCAAAUGGAGGAAUGCAAGUCGAUGAGCACGCCGAUGAAUCAAAAAGAGAAGCUCUGUAAAGAAGAUGGAGCCGACAAAGUUGAUGAAGGUUAUUAUAGAAACUUGAUUGGAUGCUUAAUGUAUCUCACUGCAACAAGGCCUGAUAUUUUAUUUGUUGUAAGUCUCUUAUCUCGUUUUAUGCACUGUGCAAGUGAAAUGCAUUUAAGAGCAGCAAAAAGAAUAUUAAGAUAUAUCAAAGGUACUAUUGACUAUGGUGUAAAGUUUGAGAAGUGUCCAAGCUUCAAGUUACUUGGAUUCUCAGAUAGUGAUUGGGCUGGAUCCGCAGAUGAUAUGAGAAGUACCUCUGGCCAUUGUUUCAACCUAGGUUCAGGAAUAUUCUCAUGGUCAUCUAAGAAACAGGAAAUUGUUGCACAAUCAACUGCAGAAGCUGAAUUCAUAGCAGCAACAGGAGCAGUAAACCAAGUCUUGUGGCUUAGAAAGAUCAUGUAUGAUUUACAUUAG